Molecule: messenger RNA, 1051 nt
Organism: Perca flavescens (yellow perch)
Lineage: Eukaryota; Metazoa; Chordata; Actinopteri; Perciformes; Percidae
Gene: tacr1b
Product: tachykinin receptor 1b
Exons: 5
Coding region: 98-1051 (317 amino acids)
Biological process (GO): positive regulation of flagellated sperm motility; G protein-coupled receptor signaling pathway
Cellular component (GO): plasma membrane; sperm midpiece
Molecular function (GO): substance P receptor activity
Source: RefSeq, a predicted model, not a curated record
GCAUUGCUGCUUUACCUCCCUAAAGAGGAAUCAUAUUCCGGUGAGAGAGGACGCUAAUCUAUUUUUAACAUCCAACUCAGCCAAAAGAAACAGAAACAUGGACUCUCUCUACAACGCGACGGAUUUUAACGCCACCACCGGGACAAACGUCUCCGUCAACGGCAGCGGCAGCGACGGCUUCAACCAGUUCGUCCAGCCGGCGUGGCAGAUCACUCUCUGGGCCGUGGCUUACUGCAGCAUCGUCGCAGCGUCGGUGCUCGGUAACACGGUGGUCAUCUGGAUCAUUCUGGCGCACAAACGCAUGAGGACCGUCACCAACUACUUUCUGGUGAACCUGGCGUUCGCCGAGGCGGCCAUGUCAGCGUUCAACACGGUGAUCAACUUUACCUACGGCGUUCACAACGACUGGUACUUUGGUUUGGUUUACUGCCGCUUCCACAACUUCUUCCCCAUCGCAGCCAUAUUCGCCAGCAUUUACUCCAUGACGGCCAUCGCUCUGGACAGAUACAUGGCGAUCAUCCGCCCGCUGCAGCAGAGGCUGACUUCCACCGAGACCUAUGUUGUGAUCGCUGUGAUCUGGAUGCUGGCUCUGCUUCUAGCCUUCCCUCAGUACUACUUCUCAUCCACCGCGCUGCUGCCGGGACGCACCGUCUGCUACAUAGACUGGCCGGAAUACACCCCUGUGGACUUCAGGAAGAUAUACUAUGUGUGUGUGACACUGCUGAUCUACUUCCUGCCCCUUUGCAUUAUGGGAUGUGCGUACACGAUCGUGGGCGUCACCCUCUGGGCGAGUGAGAUCCCCGGAGACUCCUCUGAACACUACAAAAGCCAGCUGACUGCCAAACGCAAGGUGGUGAAGAUGAUGAUCGUGGUUGUGUGUACGUUCGCCGGCUGCUGGCUGCCGUAUCACAUCUACUUCUUACUGCACCAGUUCUUCCCCGAUUUAUUCGAGCAGCGCUACAUCCAGCAGGUGUAUCUGGCCGUCAUGUGGCUGGCCAUGAGCUCCACCAUGUACAACCCCAUCAUCUACUACUGCCUCAACAGCAGGUAG